UUUUCGCUUCUAUCUCCUGUUUUUGUCAUUACGUUUCGACUAUUUCGACUGACUAACAAUCAUUAGAGACAAUACACAAACAUAACCUCGAAGAUCACAUAAAUAUCAAUUGUUUAAGUCGCCGGGAGAAUUCAUAAUGACGAUAAUUACGUGAAUUAUUUUUAACACUUUUAGGAUUUCGUCGGGUAUGAGGGUUUUCGAGUUCCUGGGGAUUUCCGGGACGUCACGGCACUGGAAAACUGGCGCACGCGCCCCUCAAAUUUCUAUGUGAAACCGAGAAGUUUGGAGCAUGUGCUGGCAUGUAUAAUUUCAUCCAAAAAUAUUAAAUCUUUUAGUAAUUAAUUAUGAAGAUGUUCAUAUGGAUUAUCACAAUUAUUUGGGGACUCCAGGAUGCUCUGGGGGAGAGCAUCCUGACCUCCAAGGUGUUUGUCAUUCCCAUUGGUCCUGAGCUUUUUGGAGUUACAGAGGAUUCCUCUCAGGGAACGGACUUUUCGUAUCAAGCUUCUCUGCUCAAUUCUCCGGAUUUACCACCCUGGAUUCAUUAUACGUACAGUGGUAAACAUCACCAGGGAUUUCUGUAUGGAGUUGCUCCAAAGAAUCAAGGGAAUUUCACGCUUCAAAUUGUCGGAUUGAGCAAGAAAACAUACAAUACCAAUUAUAAAGUUCUGGAUAUGAAUGUUCAACAGAAUGAAAACUCAACAAAAUAUGAAGUUUACUUGAAGAUUGAUAAUCUAAGAAUUGAUGAUGCAUUUAAUAAGACAACGGUGGAAACACUUCUGGAUCUGUUUAGAAAGGAAUUGUGGCUGGAGGCGAAGGAUGUUUGUAUAACUUAUUUGGCAUCGGCAGUAGAAGAAGGUGCCCGAUUGCCACUAGAUCCCAACGAACCUGAGGGGGUUGUGCUAAAAUUAGGAAGUUCCGCACCUUUCUCUGAAGUUCUUAUGAAGCUUGAAGAAGAAGUAAAACCAUUAAAAAAAAAAUUCCCAUGCCCCAAGGACUACAAAAGAACCAGCAAAGAAGUGUUAUUCAGGAAGGCCCAUUUUUAUUUGGACUGGUGUUCAUUUAAACUUAUCUCUGAGAAUCAGAGUCAGCAUCAAGAAAGUGCUCGACGUGGGUCCAGCAUGAAUGUUAUUGGAAGACAAACCCCAGAACAUGCAGAAUGGCGAUGGGCAAGACCUAAAAAAUCAGAUAUCCCUACGAGAAGUUAUUUCAAAGAAAUCCUUACAACCGUUUUCAUUCCAACACUCUUGCUGUUCAUCCUGGCUCUCCUUUUAAGCACAACAUUUUGUCUCCAUCACGAGAAAGCGGUAGAUCCAGAAUCAGAUAAAUAUUUUAAUGAACUCUUUAAUCUUUUCAAAAGAAAUAGAGAUCAAAGUCUCAAUGUCAUGAGUGAUAAGAGAGAAUCAACACCGAUGGAGGGUGUUGGAAAUAAUGGAGUUCAAAUGGUACAGUAUGCAGCAUCAGAAAGAGGAACCUUGAGAUCUCUCUCAGCGCAGCCUUCGAGCCCCAGUGAUUCAUUAUUGAGAAGCCCAAGGACUUCAACGGAACGUGGUAAUCCGUAUGUGCGACCGAAUCCACCGCCGUACACCGGACCAACUAGCCUGGGCACGUUAAGAGUUGAUUUCUGACUACACGAGGAGCCAGGCAAGACAUGGUUCUGCUAAAAAUCUAAUUGAUCAAUCAUAUUAUUGUAUGUUCAUCUAUAAUCCAAGGAAUUGAAAUAACUUGACAAAUAUUUCAGUAGGAAAUUUACUAGCAAUAAUGGAACUGUCAAAUUUUUUCGAGUUUGUUAUCCUUACGAUUGGCUCUAAGAAAUAGAAGAGGAAUUAAAUAAUCGUUUAUAAAAAAUUGGUAAUUGGUAAUAUUGGUACUGAUGCGUAAAAUAUGUAUUGAAGGCAAUA
Messenger RNA from Fopius arisanus, 1898 nucleotides. It is a transcript of the gene Scgalpha, whose product is annotated as sarcoglycan alpha. Gene Ontology annotation, cellular component: sarcoglycan complex; membrane. The record is from RefSeq and is a predicted model, not a curated record. The transcript is spliced from 10 exons. Gene Ontology annotation, molecular function: calcium ion binding. NCBI's taxonomy places the organism in Eukaryota, Metazoa, Arthropoda, Insecta, Hymenoptera, Braconidae. Bases 345 to 1625 code for a protein of 426 amino acids.